Messenger RNA from Urocitellus parryii (Arctic ground squirrel), 2124 nucleotides. RefSeq names its product regulator of chromosome condensation 1 (gene Rcc1). NCBI's taxonomy places the organism in Eukaryota, Metazoa, Chordata, Mammalia, Rodentia, Sciuridae. Gene Ontology annotation, cellular component: cytoplasm. The record is from RefSeq and is a predicted model, not a curated record. Gene Ontology annotation, molecular function: guanyl-nucleotide exchange factor activity.
GGGAGCGAGCCACUCGCACUUUCUGGGGUGGCCGCCAGGGGCCGCCGGGCGCUUUGUUUUCCUUUCUGGCCAGGGUCGGGGCCGGAGGCCUGCAGAGCGCAUGCUCCGGGGCAGUUCGCGGCUCGGCCGGUGAUCACUGGAGUUCGUUGUAGCCGACCCGCACCAAGGAUAGGAAGAUGCCACCCAAGCGCAUAGCUAAGAGAAGGUCAGCCCCAGAAGAUGCCAUCCCCAAAAGCAAGAAAGUAAAGGUCUCACACAGGUCCCACAACACAGAACCAGGCUUGGUGCUGACACUGGGCCAGGGCGACGUGGGCCAGCUGGGCCUAGGUGAGAAUGUUAUGGAGAGGAAGAAGCCUGCCCUGGUGCCCAUUCCAGAGGAUGUUGUGCAGGUUGAGGCUGGGGGCAUGCACACCGUGUGUCUGAGCAAAAGUGGCCAGGUCUACUCCUUCGGCUGCAAUGAUGAAGGUGCCCUGGGAAGGGACACAUCUGUGGAGGGCUCAGACAUGGUCCCUGGGAAAGUGGACCUGCAAGAGAAGGUGAUACAAGUGUCAGCAGGAGAUAGCCACACAGCAGCUCUCACCGAAGAUGGUCGUGUUUUCCUGUGGGGUUCAUUCCGGGACAAUAAUGGUGUGAUUGGGUUGUUGGAGCCCAUGAAGAAGAGCAUGGUGCCUUUGCAAGUGCAGCUGGACACACCAGUGGUAAAGGUAGCCUCAGGAAAUGACCACUUGGUGAUGCUGACAACUGAUGGUGACCUCUACACCUUGGGCUGCGGGGAGCAGGGCCAGCUAGGCCGAGUACCUGAGUUAUUUUCCAACCGUGGUGGUCGGCAGGGCCUYGAACGACUCUUGGUCCCCAAGUGUGUGAUGCUGAAAUCUAGGGGAGCCCGGGGCCAUGUGAGGUUCCAGGAUGCCUUCUGUGGUGCCUAUUUCACUUUUGCCAUCUCCCAAGACGGCCACAUAUAUGGCUUUGGCCUUUCCAACUACCAUCAACUUGGAACACCAGGCACAGAAUCUUGCUUCAUACCCCAGAACUUGACAUGCUUCAAGAAUUCCACCAAAUCCUGGGUGUGCUUCUCUGGUGGCCAGCACCAUACAGUCUGUCUGGAUUCAGAAGGAAAAGCAUACAGCCUGGGCCGGGCUGAGUAUGGGCGGCUUGGCCUUGGGGAGGGUGCAGAGGAGAAGAGCAUACCCACCCUCAUCUCCAGGCUGCCCACCGUCGUCUCAGUGGCCUGUGGGGCCUCUGUGGGGUAUGCCGUGACCAAGGAUGGUCGUGUUUUUGCCUGGGGUAUGGGCACCAACUAUCAGCUGGGUACAGGGCAGGAUGAGGACGCCUGGAGCCCUGUGGAGAUGACUGGCAAACAGCUGGAGAACCGCGUGGUGUUGUCUGUGUCCAGCGGGGGCCAGCAUACAGUCCUAUUAGUCAAGGACAAGGAACAGAGCUGAUGAAGCCUCUGAGGGCCUGGCUCCUUCCCCUGCCCUCCCUUAUAGAACAGGGAAGCAGAGACAACUACAGAUUCCAGCAGGCCUCUCCCCAGCCCUGAGCACUGUCGGUCUCCUGCCAUUUUUCCAUCAGCAGAGCAGAAUCCUUUUCUCUCUUUCCUCCUCUUUUCUGGAAUCAUCCUGGGACCUGCAGGAUAAAAGGGGAGGGAGAUGGGAGGGUCUGUCAGAAGGAACAUUGCUCAUCCCAGACUAUGUAGUCAGACCUUUCCUUCUACUUCCCUACCCUCUGGUGGUCCUGGCUGGCCCUGACUUUGCCUACAAAAAAACAAAACUUCUUCCCCUGGUACCUGCACUUUGAGAAGUUGGGCUUUAUCAAGCCCCAUUCUGGUCUUGUGUUUCUAACAGUCCCCAGGCAAACAGAUGGUACAGUCAUCAUACCCAGUUGUCAUGGAGCCAUAUCUGGGGGAAUUUGGAGGAAACAGGACCUGUGCACAACCCCAAGCCAAAUAUUUGGCUCUAAACAGGUGUCCGAAUGAGCCACUUGAUGAAGAAAAAGCCAAAAGCUAUUCUCCCAGAAGCACAAAGCAUACUCUUGUCUCUCAGGCAUUGCCUGUGGAUUCCCCCAUUUGUUGGGCCGCACCUGCAACCAAGGACAUGAAAGCUGGGCUGGGCUGGGCUGGGCAGG